Raphanus sativus (radish) is the source of this 1177-nucleotide messenger RNA. RefSeq names its product histone acetyltransferase MCC1. Gene Ontology annotation, cellular component: Golgi membrane. NCBI's taxonomy places the organism in Eukaryota, Viridiplantae, Streptophyta, Magnoliopsida, Brassicales, Brassicaceae. Gene Ontology annotation, molecular function: histone acetyltransferase activity; protein-N-terminal amino-acid acetyltransferase activity. Bases 206 to 1018 code for a protein of 270 amino acids. Gene Ontology annotation, biological process: N-terminal peptidyl-methionine acetylation. The transcript has 5 exons. The record is from RefSeq and is a predicted model, not a curated record.
AGAUGCUUGCUUCGGUUCAAGCACGGCAAAGCAAAGCAAAAGUAGUUUCUUUCGAUUCAGUUCACCUCACCCUCCCCCGCGAAAUCUUGGCAGAUCAACAAAAACUCCCAUCUUCGGAUUCUCUUUUACCCCUAAACCCACCCGGAUCCGAUUUUGAUCUUAUGAUCAUUUUAUUUUCGGGGUUGGUUUUAGUUAAUUGCGAGAAAUGUCGCGUUUUCCGCGAGGGUUCGUGGAGAAUUCGCCAAUGGAGGAACCCAAAAUCUCUGCUAGUCCAAGUAUCUGCUUCAGGCCGAUAAACCCUUCUGAUUUAGAACGUCUGGAGCAAAUCCAUCGCGACAUAUUCCCAAUCAGGUACGAGUCUGAGUUUUUUCAGAAUGUUGUCAACGGUGGUGAUAUCCUCUCUUGGGCUGCUGUUGAUCGGAGCCGCCCUGAUGGUCUUUCUGACGAACUUAUUGGUUUUGUCACUGCCAAAAUCGGGCUUGCUAAAGAAACCGAAAUAUCAGAUUUAAUAAGAUAUGACUCGUGUAAGGGAGAGGAGACAUUGGUGUACAUCCUAACGCUUGGAGUUGUAGAAAGCUACAGAAAGCGUGGAAUAGCUAAGUUACUUAUUAAGGAGGUCAUCAAAUAUGCUUCUAGUAUCCCUGUGUGCCGUGGUGUUUACCUUCAUGUGAUUGCACACAACAGUCCCGCAAUCCGAUUGUACAAAAGAAUGUCUUUCAGAUGUGUGAGGAGGUUACAUGGAUUCUACAUAAUCAAUGGCCAGCAUUUCGAUUCUUUCUUGUUCGUCUACUUUAUCAACGGUUCUCGCUCUCCUUGCUCCCCCUUUGAUCUUCUGGUGUUGGUUCUGAAUUAUAUGAGGAGCGGAAUCAAAUCAGUGGCAUCAAAGCUAACAAUGAAGCACGAAGAGAAAGGCUUGAAAUGGAUUAAAUGCAAAGACAUGACGCGGUGUCUCUUGCCUACUCAGACCAAAAGAAACCUUGCGUCUGAAAGAGUAUCAUCCGGCUACGAUUACGUUUAGUAUUUGGUCUCUGAUUCAUAGACUUUGUAAACUCAUUCAUUUACAUGUCCUCAUUAAGCUCUGGUUAUAUGAUCAUAUAGUGGUAUGUAAUAAAAAUGUAAAUAUUGUGUGAUUAGAAAGAAAAAACUUCUCUUUGGGAGGAGAGGUUCAAUCAAAACA